GGUCGCGUGCUUUAUUUUCAGGCCGAUCGGGCGUGAGUGCGUCACGCAGGCGGACGGAGAAGGCUAGUCAGCCCUCUAAUCCCCCAACCCAUCCGCCGCCGCCGGCGGCGACCACCACCGGAGCUCUCCAACCCCUACCGCCAGCCGCCCGUACCGGCCUCGAUCUCUCCUCAGAGGUACUUAGGCCCUAAUAAUUUGGAAGUUGUGCAGGCAAUCUCUUGCAGAACCUAUGGACAGUUCUAAAUCUCCCCAACCAUUGAAGAAGAGCCGUACUAGUUUGUCUGGUACAGACGGCCACCAAUUUGAGAAUGACGAGCUUCCGUCUGAAACUGCAUCAGAUAAAACGCCUGGUUUGAAGUUUGAAACAGUAGAUAAAGUGCAAGAUGAAUUUGGAGAAGACAGUUCCCCAUUGCAGCAAUCAGCUGCUUCCAACGUGUCAUACCGUGGAUCGCCAUGUAUUGGGGCAUUCACUAUCCAAUGUGCUAGGUGCUUCAAAUGGAGACUUAUUCCAACGAAAGAGAAGUAUGAAGAAAUACGCGAGCAUAUUAUACAGGAACCUUUUGACUGCGAACGAGCCCGUGAAUGGAAACCUGAUGUAACAUGCGAUGAUCAAGAAGAUAUUUCUCAGGAUGGAAGCAGACUCUGGGCUAUCGACAAACCCAAUAUUGCACAGCCUCCUGCUGGAUGGGAAAGGCAGAUUAGAAUAAGAGGUGAAGGAGGCACCAAAUUUGCUGAUGUGUACUACACUUCUCCUACUUCAAGGAAGCUGAGAUCACUGGUUGAAGUUGAUCGGUACCUCCAAGAAAAUCCAGAGUAUGGUGCACAGGGUGUAACAUUAGCUCAGUUUUCCUUCCAGAUUCCUAGACCUCUGCGGCAGAACUAUGUCAAAAAGCGCCCUAAGAACGCAAGUCCAAGUGAUGAAGCAACAACUAAGCCUGUUCAACCAGUGGAAGUUAACCCCAUAUCCUGGGCUGCUCCUCUUGCAAGUGAGGCUAAGGCAAGCGAACCAGCAUCUCAUGCCGACGAAAAGCCAGUUGGAUCAGCAGAUGUGGAGCUGGUCCGGAAGAGGAAAGCAGAACCAGGAGAGGCAAAUGCUAACAAUCACGUGUCUGAUGGGCCGGAAACCAAGGUAGAGGAUGCUCAGAAUGGAGAUGCUACCACCACUGCCUGAAAAGCUGCAGUCUGACGUACCCAGUGCUCCGCAUCGAUGAUUUCCUCGACUCUCUAUAUUCCUUCUCCAUUGUAUGCGGGAGCCGGUUUUUUCUGUAAUGCGAGUCCGUAUUGGCCUUAUAUGUGUACCAAGGCACGAACCUUCGAGGUCGACCCAAAAUUCGACGAUUUGGGACAGCAAGUUGACUGAAUGUUGUAGUAUCGGAGAAGCCCUGUCGAACCCUUUCGGAGCAUGUAUGUUCCGCUAUGCUUAUGUAGGAGACCUUGUCAUGCAAGAUUAGAUGCGUUUUAUUUUCUCCUUUGUAAGAUACAGAAAUGUCGGUAGGGGACUAUUGUGUUGUGCUGUAUGUCGGAGUCGACUCAUCUAUUAUCUAUCGAGACAUGACAGUUGUAGCA
Triticum urartu is the source of this 1566-nucleotide messenger RNA. Its product is annotated as methyl-CpG-binding domain-containing protein 2. Gene Ontology annotation, molecular function: zinc ion binding; DNA binding. The record is from RefSeq and is a predicted model, not a curated record. NCBI's taxonomy places the organism in Eukaryota, Viridiplantae, Streptophyta, Magnoliopsida, Poales, Poaceae.